Amyelois transitella is the source of this 10415-nucleotide messenger RNA. It is a transcript of the gene spg, whose product is annotated as dedicator of cytokinesis protein 4. NCBI's taxonomy places the organism in Eukaryota, Metazoa, Arthropoda, Insecta, Lepidoptera, Pyralidae. Gene Ontology annotation, cellular component: cytoplasm; plasma membrane. The record is from RefSeq and is a predicted model, not a curated record. Gene Ontology annotation, molecular function: small GTPase binding; guanyl-nucleotide exchange factor activity. The coding region runs from base 133 to 5739 and encodes 1868 amino acids. The transcript has 36 exons. Gene Ontology annotation, biological process: small GTPase-mediated signal transduction.
UUAUUGGUCAGCUUUUGUAGAGCGUAGAGUUUUUUUGUAUUCAUUCGUGUUUUAUUGUAUUUGUGGAAAAAUAACAAUGUUUUAUUAAAAAAUACCUACCUCAAUAGAACGAGGAAUCGUUCAGAUUUAAAAAUGUGGAUUCCAUUAAAGUCUCCGAAAUUAGCUGUCGGAGUUUACAACUGGAAGGGAGAUGUUCGAUCUGGUUUGCUAAUCGAAAUUGGUGAGACUGUUCAGAUCUUAGAAGAAAAUGGAGCUUGGUAUAGAGGAUUCAGCACUAAAAACAGAUCAGCAUGGGGCAUUUUCCCGGGCUGUGUGGUGUCAAUUCGACCAUGCACAGUCAAGGGCACUGGAGCCACGGCUAUUGCUGAAUUGAAGGAUGAUCCACUUGUUCGGGAAAUAGCUUGUGUACUUCGGGAAUGGGCCAGAUUAUGGAAAAAACUAUAUGUGGAACGCGAGACCUACCGGUUCAGCGCAGUCGCAAAGGUGAUGAGAGAGUUGUUGAGCGGUCGUCGAACCCUGCUCGCGGGCACUCUGACGCAGGACCAAACAAGGGCACUGCGGCUCAAACUUGUCGCCAAACUGGACUGGGGGAAUCGAAAACUUGGCUUAGAGUUGGUUCCUAGGCGGGGUGCGACGGCUGUGGACCCCGAAGAGAUCAGUCUGGUCGAGUUGUACAGGGUCCACCAGGAAAGUGCUGAGAGAGCAGCGGCGUGGCGCGGCACACUACGACGCGCGGGCGGUUCAGGCAGCAGUUUCAAUUCGGGAACUCUCACAAAUGGCUCCUCCCCUACGAAUACUGGGUCACAAUCCUACCAUCUCAUGUGUAGUAUGCGAGAUUUCGGCCAUACGGCCGGUGGGGACGAGGCUGAAUUGCUGCUUUGGUUGCAUGACGCGAGGCGAGGGCAACCGCUGUCGGAGAGGUUCAGAGUUCGGAUAGCGAGGGACGGCUUCUCGAAUUAUGUGGACAGGCUGCAUGCGAAUAGCACGCUGUUUGCUGACCUAUCAACAACAGAUCUCUCUCGAGAGCUAUGGCUGGUCGCGUGGGUCAUACGGGUCGGGCGAUGGUCCGGUGCCGGGACCGGCGGCAGUGGCACCGGGGAACGGAAAGGCCCCGUGGCCAGGAGACCUUUGGGGGCCGGCGUGUUGCCCUUAGCUGAAGUGUUGAGGCAGCCGGGACCGCAUUCUACAGAAAAGGAGUAUACUUUUAAGGUUUACCAAUGUGAAGAGAAAGAUUUUCAUCAGUUACACGACAUGCUCAUUAGAAAACAGACGAACAAAUGCAACAUACUGCCGGGACAGCCAAAUUAUGGAAUCGUGGUAGCCCUUCGCUUGCUGACACAUACAGGGAACAUAACAGAAGCGGUCUCAUCCGGGGCCACGAUUACAGCGAAACGGGGAUUCCCGGACGUGAUAAUGCCCGGGGAUGUCCGGAAUGACCUCUAUUUGACAUUGGAGAAAGCGGAGUUCGAAAGAGGCGGGAAAAGUACAGCGAAAAAUGUGCUGGCUACCGUCAGUGUUCAUGAUAAUACGGGACAGAUUAUAAGUGAAUGCGUCUGGGGUGCCAGUGGCAGCGCGUCGACCAAUUACGAGUCGCUAGUGCUGUACCACAACAACAGCCCCGCGUGGCAGGACACGCUGCGGCUCACCGUCCCGCUCGACACGUUCACGCACGCGCACGUGCGCAUCGAGUUCCGCCACUGCUCCACCCGAGACAAAAACGAAAGGAAACUGUUCGGUUUCUCUUUCGCACGUCUAAUGGAGCCGAGCGGUGCUACACUGAGCGACGGCGCGCACGAACUUUACGUGUACAAAUGCGAUGAUCCUACCAAAUUAACCACAGCACCCUAUUUAUCACUACCGUCGCACGCAAACGACGCCGCCAGACCUGCUCCCGUCAAUGGAGCAGUAGCGUCUUUCCAACGAAGCUCCAAAGAGAACUGCGUGAUCAGUACCUUGCUUUGUUCUACUAAACUUACACAGAACGAGGAUUUACUCGCCCUACUGCAAUGGCGGGCUCAUCCCGAGAAAGUACAGGAGACGUUACUACGCGUACUGAGACUUGGCGACGGACUGAGUUGUGAAGAGCUGAUAAAGUUUCUACGUGACGUGUUGGAUGCGCUUUUUGCGUUGUUCUCCACCGAAGAUGGGAAUAGUACACCUCACUCGGGCACCGUGUUUCUCGUUCUCGUAUCAAUAUGUAGCCUUCUCGACGAGAGUAGAUUCCAGCAUUUCCGACCGGUCCUCGACGUCUAUAUUGAGGAACACUUCUCAGCCGCUCUCGUGUAUAAAGGCCUUCUCUCAUCAGUACAACACUGCGCUGAAUGGGCCGCCGGGGCGGAAGGUCAAGAGCCGAUCCGCAAAUGUCUCCGUUCUUUAGGCGCCGUAUUCCGCUUAGCUGUUCGUUCUAGAAGAUUGUUCGCUCGGGCCACAGGAGGACAGUAUGAAGACAGCUUUAGAAGAGACGUCAGGGCCGCGUUACAUGCGCUCAAAGCGUUGGCACAUCAUCCUCAUAGAGAGCAUUUAGCGCCAGCUCAGGUGGCUCUAAUGACAUCAUGGGCCAGCGUAGCCAAAGAAGUGGCCGCUGCCCUGGGGCCAGUGGAAGCGGCAAGAGUAUCAGCGUCUAUGCUAGACGCGGCCGGGGCCAACGCUCCGCCAGCCCUCGCCAAAGCGAGGCUCGCGGCCGCCCAGGAGAUAUUGCAGGGACCUUUGGGACAGGAUCCAGAGGCCCGCAACAUAGUCUUAACAACGGCUUGCCACCACCUCCGCGUUCACCUCGCACGUCGCGAGGAACUAUCCCAAUGUGCUGAAAUGCUCGGAGAAUUAGUGUCCUUAUUGUGGAAGAAAUACGACCCAGAACAGCCUGUCGAGGAAGACGAGUUGGACCCAGAUGUAGAUGUGUUGUGUCUGAAUACGUUAGACAUGUUGGUGGAGACUGUAUUGCAUUUGAUUGGCGGGAAUUCUCCAGUUCUGGGCGCCAUGGUGGCGGGUCUACUCGGAGCAAUAGAGCUACUAAAGCCGGCGCACUACCAGCGCCUGUGGAGCCACCUGGCGCCGCAUCCACAAGACCGAAAACCCUUGAAGGACUUCCUCAUGAGAUCGUUCCUGGUUUUCAGGCAUCUUAUUGAGCAAGACGUAUUUCCGUCCGAUUGGAUGGUACUACGCGUGCAAAUUUGCAAAGUGCUGUUGAAUGCCAUGCAGGAUUUGGCCAAACCUUUGUUGGAAAGAUUCUUGGGAGAUGAGCCUCCGCAAUUUGAUACGCAGCUAUGGUGCGGCUACAUGGAGCUGGGCGUGUCGCUGGUGACGGCGGGCGCGCUGCAGCCGGAGCGCUGGGCGGGGCGCGGGCCCGACCGCGCGCGGCUGCGAGCGCAGGCCGGCCGCCAGCUGCUGGCAGCGUGGGGCCGGCUGGGUCCAGCUCAACUCCACCUAAUCAAUGUAGGCGUAGGCGCGUUACUAGAAGUGACGUUAGUGGGUUCCCUACGGCGGUCGGCCCUAGGCGCGUUAGUGGCGCUAAUGGCCGCUGAGAGAGCGUCUGCCGGACACGCCAGGAGAACUGAAGCGGCACUCGUUGAUAAAUUGGACUCCUUGGUGGCUGAAAAUAAAGCAGACGAUCAUUAUAGAAGGCUGUUUGAUACUGUGCUCAUGGAGCGAGUUUCAACGGAAGGCUGGCGGGAAGCAGGGGCCGCUUUCGUUGGCUGCGUGACAAGACUAUUGGAGAGGUUACUGGACUAUAGAGCUGUGAUGCAGGGCGCCGAACACCGCGACAAGAGAAUGGCGGCCACUGUCAAUUUGUUGAACUUCUACAAGAACGAAAUUGAUCGAAAAGAAAUGUAUCUACGCUACGUUUACAAACUGCACGAUCUGCACAUAGGAUCGGAGAACUUUAUUGAAGCUGGCUGCACAUUACUGCUGUACGCGGAAACGCUCAGUUGGGAUAGCGAUCAAAUUGGAGUGGACCUUGAAUACCCAGAAACACCAGAGUGGAAGAGAAAAGAAGCUCUUUAUAAUCAGGCGCUCCAGUACUUCGAUCGUGGAAAGUGUUGGGAAAAAGGUCUUCCCUUACUCCGCGAAUUGGCAACGUUAUACGAGACCCGUCUAUGCGACUACGCCCGUCUCGCUCAUUGUUUGCGAACACACGCUUCGUUCUUGGACUCUGUUCUCAACGACAUAAGACCAGAACCAGAGUAUUUCCGAGUGGGUUUCUACGGCAAAGGAUGCCCAUUAUUUGUCAGAAACAAACAAUUCGUCUACCGCGGCCAGGACUACGAGAGGAUAGGUGCGUUUACACAACGGCUACAGUCCGAAUACAUGGCUGCCCACAUAUUGAUGCGCAACACGCCGCCUGACGACUCCAUCAUAGCAUCCGAGGGACAAUACAUACAAAUCUGCAAUGUGAAACCCGUGCCAUCGCGACGAGCGUGGCCCUCCGGCGCGCCAGAACAAGUGAAGAAAUUCUACGCCUGCAACGAAGUAGACACGUUCCUCUGCGACCGACCGCUACACAAACCGCCCAUAGACAAGGACAACGAGUUUAAGAGUCUUUGGAUCGAACGUACGACACUUGUGACCGAAAACACGCUGCCAGGAAUAUUGCGAUGGUCCGAAGUCAUAUCACGGUCUGUCGAAGAAAUACCACCGGUUGAAUUCGCAUGUGAAACGAUGGAAUCCACAGAACGCGAGCUACUCAGUUUGAUCACACAGUACACUGCAGAUCCUACGCGAAAUAUCAAUCCAUUCUCCAUGAGGCUACAAGGCACGAUCGACGCAAACGUGCAAGGCGGCAUCACGAAAUACGAGCAGGCGUUCCUGUCGGCGGAGUUCGCGCGGGCCGCGGCGCCGCGCGAGGCGGCGGCGGCGGGCCGGCUGCGGCGGCUGGUGGGCGCGCAGCUGGCCGUGCUGGAGGCCGGCCUGGCGCUGCACGCGCGCCUCGCGCCCGACGACGUCAAGCCGCUGCACAGGCGGCUAGUCGAGCGAUUCAACCAGCUCCGUCAAAACUUGGGGCCGGGGUUGGCUCGCGCUCGGAGGCAGCUUUCCGAAAGUAUAGUCAAUACACCUUUACCGCCAGUACCAGCGCUAGACAAACGAUCUCAAAGUAUACAACAAAAUGAUAACUUCUAUGAAGAUCAUUUAUACAACAAGCCUAUUUAUUCCUUAGAAGAGCCAGCUCCCCAGAGCAUCAUGUCGUCCAGCGCGCCACUGGAGGCGGGCACUCCGCCGGCGGACGGCCGCUCGCCGAGCUCGGAGUCCAUGGUGAAGUCCGCCCCCCCGCUGCCGCUGCGGCGCUCGGCCGACCCUCGGAGCCCCACCAGGCAACACUGCGACAGGUACAGAGACUCGAUUGAUGGAGAAAUAGUUGAAACUAGACGCCACAGCCGGUCUUCAUGGAGCGAGCCCGGUGAUGCCCCGCCACUGCCGCCUCGGGUUUCAGGAGACAAGAAGUCGUGGUGUGAAGCCCCCCCGGCGGUGCCGCGGCGCUCGGCGCGCGCGCCCGACGCGGACGCCGCGCGCGACUCCGGCGUGUGCGUCGACACGCACGCCUACUCCAACGCCGACCACGCCGCCCACCACAACGAUCUUGACCUGGCAGUUGAGUCGCUACACUACGAGAUAAUAUCCAUGAUGGCGGAACCUCUUAGAGUGGACGAGGAGGAGGAAACCCCUCCGCCUAUCCCUCCGAAAGGUCUCGGACACCUCAGCAGCUUCGAUUCUGGACACCAUGAAAACGGCGAGUCUAAUUGUUAAAACUUAUCACGUGUUUGGCGUGUUGGUUUUAGUUCGAGUUACCUAAUCUAUGCUACACUGGUAAACUUUCUUUGUAUGUACAGAUUUAUAAUCUUUUCUGACAAGAUUUACGAUAUUCAAAUCGAAUUAAACAACCAGAAACUGCUCAUAAUAAGCAACUUAAGAUUUCAUAUACUUACGUACAUUUUUAAUUGCAAACUAUAUUCUAUGUAGGUAAUAUGUAUUGUCUCGAACUAAAAUUAAUAUUUGAACAAAACAAAAACAUUGUCUUCUGAAUUCUGAAUAUUUAAAUGGGCAUUUAUUACCCAAUUAAAUAUUACAAGGUCAUCCAUAAAAUGCUUCCAAAGAUACUAAAUGUUACAAAGAACUAAAUAAAAUAACUGAAACUACAGUUUGCUUUUCCGACAUUAUUUAAAUGUUUUUAAAUACAAUGCUUUAACAUUUUAGAACGAUUUUCUUUGCAAAUAUUGUAACAAAAGUUAUUAAAAAGUAUGUUAACUUUUAUUCUGAUUGAAUUAAAGAAAAUCUAUUUUGAACGCCUAUAAAUGUUUUUUAGCAAAACCUCUUCGUUACUGAUCGAUGAUUUAUAAUUUAGGCGCAUUCAAAAUACUACUCGAAUUAAUAAUGACUUUGUAGCAUUUUACAUCAUAAAUAUUUAUUUAGUAGGUGCAUAUCAUUCCGUGGAGGAAAAUAGUUUUUAGCUUAGUAUUUUAGGUAUAAAGUAAUGAUGGGAGGAGACGGUUUAUUUAUUUGCAUUUUUUUAUUAUCGGGGCCAUAAAACAGGUGAUAUAAUGACAAACAUUAUAACAUAGAUUCUAAUUUAUAAGCCAGAACACAAAUUAUAACUGAAACUUUAAUUUAUAAUUUUAAUAACAGUCGCGAAUAAUACGCACAUUUGCUAUAAUUAUAUAAUCCAAAUUCCUUAUACAUUUAUUCCGUAUUAAAUUAUAUUUUAUUUUUUGUACCAUAUAUUUCUUUUAUUCGUAUAAUAUCGUUAAAAAUAUAAAGCGACUUUUUAAUUAAAAUAUCGUUUUGUACCAAAUAAUAUAUUGCAAAUAAUCGAUUUGAGUCUGGAAUUGAUUUUUAUUUAUACAUUAUCUUAUACUUAUUUCUACCUAUAUUUCUAAUAAAAGAUUUAUGAAUUACAUAAAAUAUAAUUGAAUAUUCCUCGCGACAUUAUUUGCUAAAUAUUAUUCACGCUCUUUACAAUAUAAUAUGAUAUUACACUAAUUUUUCAUUCACAUCUGUUCUGUAUUUUUUGCGAAGCGUUAACAAACUCACAAACUGUCGCAUUCGUAAUAUUAAUAUGAUUAUUUAUUAGAUGUUUAAACGUUUUGUGAUUUUAAUCGAAAUUAAUAAAUUCCUAGAUAAAGUAUUAUAUAAUUUUUAUAAGAAAAUAAGGCUUUUAUAUUAUUCUUUUAAAUGAAAAGUACAUAAAACGACUAAUGUUAGUACUUCUUUAUUCAAUGCAUUAGAUUCAUUUCUAUUAGAAUAUUUUCAACUUUUAAUUCCAAAUUUAUAUGAAUAUAUUGUAGUGUUUAGUCAUAAUGACUUAGCUUUAUUACGUCCAUGUGAAUCAUAUAAAUGAAAACUAAGACUCUUAAGGCUCAUAUAGCGUCGAAAUAUUUUUUUUAUCAUAUAAAUAGGUACACAUAUUUAGAUUUUCGUAAAUUAAACUUAAAUACCACAAACUUUUCUUUUAAAAACUAUAAUUGUCUAAAAAUUCAAACGUGGAGAAAUAAAAAAUACUACUCGUUUUCAAACAGCGUUAGAAGUCCCUUGAGACUUUCUUUUUCCAAAUCGCUCCGUUUUCCAAUUCGACCUUCUUAUGUCAGUACAUUACUACCGCAAAAUUAUUUUAACUUAUCAAGUUUACCUAUAAUCAGCUUAUGCUUAUUACGCCAAAAUUGUUUUAUUUUUCAAUAUUGUUUCUUCUGUUAUUGAUACAAACUAUUAUCAUAUUCUCACGAUAAUAUCUCGUUUCUCGCCCGUACUAAGAGGAUUAUGAUAACGUGCAGCUAUUAGUGGAAUUCCGGUGACUAACAAACGAUAGUAUCCCAUUUUUUGCCGAGAAACUUAAUGCUUAAUUGCAAAUAGUUUAGUUUUUGUAUCUGCGGUGGCAGUCAUCGUGAGCUAUGAUAGAAAUGCGGUAGCGAGUGCAAUGAGAAAUUCUAGUAAUGUGAUGAUUGAUAUCACCUUAAGUGAAUUGUUGACUUUAUUAGGUACGUACUAUGUAAAACGUCUCCGCUUUAAAUCGUCAUCCAAUUUUAUAAGUAAAUAAUUUUAAACGUUUUUCAAGAUUAUAUAAUUUUAAUUAAAUACAUAAUUAUAUCUGUAAUAAGGGUACACUUAGUGAAUAAUCAACUACAUAUAAACAAUUUAUUGACCAAACAGGCUUAAUGAUAUUUUCAAGACGUUUGAAUAUUUUUUCAUACUACACUUAAGCUGUACAAAUGUUCUAAUCAAUUACAUUUUUGACAUGAAUGUUUAUAACAAUGCAUUUUGUAUAACUCUUUGAAUCUCCGUUACAAUUGUGCAAUGUUAUGAUAUAAGGAAAGAAGGGAUAUUCGGAUAUAUAUUUGCCUCGAGCUAUUUUCCGGACUAAGAAACGAUAAAAGCGGAUAUCAACUUUCGUUUACAAGGUAUGAAAACAUCUUUUGAAUACUUACUUAUUUCCCCAUAUACAACUUUUUUAACACUAUUAGCCAAUAUUUCAAUCAAGGUAAAUAUGAAUCCGAAUUAACGGUGACUCUGAACAUAAGGCUAUUUUUACAAUAAUAUUAUUAAUAUAUCAAUACGAAUUGCAUCUAUGAUCUCAUAUAUAAUUUUCAUUCAGAAAAAGUGAAAAAAAAGAGACUAAGCUGUUCGCUGUUCAGGAGUAAUAAUAUUAAAUCACAGAAACCUAUUCUGUACAUAAUUACAUACCUCAUAUACAACGCAGUAACAAUUAAUGUCGAUAAAUUUAUUAACAUAGGCAUUUGUUCGUCUUUUCAAUGUCUUUCUAUUCAAGUCUUACCAAUUACCAAGUGAUAUUCUCGUAUUAUAACGUAGUUUUUUUAAACUUUUUGUAGUCAUAAGCCCAUAUUUUCAACGAACAAUUUCUUGAACGUGUUUUACAGUUGUUUUAUCUAUUUACUCGUAUUUACUACAUUGUAUACUAUAUUCAGCAUGUUUGAUAAUUUUCUAUUUUAAUAAUAAUAAUGUAGAUGUGUUGAUACUGAUAUUAUUAGUUGUAAGCUUGGACACUAUUUUUGUAUAAAAGAUUGCUUCAGCAACUGACUGUCAAAUUUAUUUUAUAUUUCGCCACCAAAGAAGGAGAUUGGAUAGUGUAAAUGGCUAUUAACAUUUUGAAAACAUUUAUCUGGGAACGUAUUAUAAAAUUUGGAUGUGUUUUGGUAGAAAAUUACAAUAUGAUUAUCUUAGUGACGUUUAGCAACUUUUUGAGGAUGCAUUGCAUGUCAAACUAACUACCUUUUAGUAGUUUACAAUAAUUUGAAAGAAGGUUAACAGUUUUACAUUUGAAACUGUUUGGUAUUUUAACACAGCUAAAAAAAAUUACAUACCAACAAGAAAAUAUCUGCAAUGUCGUGCACAUCGAUAAUUUUUUUAAAUACAAUUUUUUAUAUGUAUGUAGCUCUAAUUCUUUGCUCACUCCUACUUAACAUAAUAAAAGAUGUAUAUUUUUGAUUUAUAAAAUAGUGUCUAGCCAUACAAGUAUUAAGUUACCUAAGUUUGAAUGGAUUUGACUGAUAUAAAUGAUUAUAGUUAACGUUAUUAUGUGUCUGAUAUUGUGAUCGUAUUCUUUGUUCUAAUGUUACAUUUUCUCAGUAGAUUAGACCAUUGUUUUAUAUUAUUUUUAAGGGUCCAUUUCUUUGCGAUGUUAACGGCAUUUAUCUGCCCCUGACUGUACACUAGGUGAUGUAAAACAGUAUACCUAUUAAAAUGAAAUAUACUGUGAAUGACUCUAAUCAAUAUUACGUUAGGAGAAAAAUCAUUUCAAUUGCUGUAUAAUCUUAAAGUGAAUUUAGUUUUGUGGAUAUGUAUUAUUUUUAGAAUGGCGCUAAGAUUUAUUGCUUUUUACCCAACUGCGAUAGCAGUAAGUAGGGUUUUCCGAAAGUACAUUUUCAUACCUUAAGAACAUUAACUCUCAGGUGAUAAUUUUGUAAAAACAUCCAUCCAUCGUUAUCCCCCCGUUUUUAAAGUCUGUAAUUUUUUUCUAAAAUUUCUAAAACCUAUGUGUAACAAGCACUUGCCCGAAAACCGCAUAAAAAUGGGUUCAGCGAAACGCGAGAUAAUUGCGAAGAUACAUACAAAUCAAACUAAGAACCCUCUUUUUUAAAAGGUGGUUAAAAUUAAAAAAAGGUAAAUUAACAUCACAAAGAAAGUAUGUAGUAAUUUUAAUUAUUAAUUUCUAUUAUACCAAAAAAAUCAUCAGCUAUUUUUAUAUAAAUUAUAAUAUUUGUAUUUAAUUCGGGGUAGCUGUAGUCAAGGCUCAAUUUGUGCUAUUUCUUAUGGUCUUAUUGUUUCCUACCUGGGUGUGCAGGAGAUAUGUUAGAUUUUCGCCAAAUGAAAUUGUCCAGUACAAAAAUGUAGCGGAUUUAGUAAAAUGUUGCUAUCUAGUGGAGAAGUGUAGCCAUUAAAGAAAUGUAUGUAAAUGGGCGAAUAAAAUAUUUAGA